Molecule: messenger RNA, 1092 nt
Organism: Lactuca virosa
Lineage: Eukaryota; Viridiplantae; Streptophyta; Magnoliopsida; Asterales; Asteraceae
Source: the annotation of a GenBank genome assembly
AUGAAUGCGGAUCCUCCUAUUCCUCCUGAUAAUGGUCCUCAUGUUCAACCUAAGGCCUGGGAACUUAGAGGUAACAGAUCCUUCGCGGAUGUAGUCGCUGUUCAGGUAAAUACAUCGCCCUCCCCUUUAUUCCCUGUCAUUGAAUUAAAGCCUAUUGAGAGAAUUAGGAAUUGGGACGAGUGUGUUUUGACGGGUGAAGUGCACAAUGCCCAAUAUAUUACUGAAAUCUCCACCAUCAUGCACAUUGACGGAAAUGCAAGUGGAAAAGUGUAUUACACCGGCGGUUUAAGGAUAUUGAUUAAAUUCAAUAACAAAAAAGAAGUUGAAUCAUUUUACGUCAAUAACUCAAACUGGAACAGGUGGUUCAAGUGGUUGAAACGAGGUUUUGAGGAUGACAAAGAGGCUGAUAGGAUCACUUGGGUACGAAUUCACGGUGUUUCGGUAAGAUUCCGAUCUGAAGCAAAUUUUGCACAUAUUGCUGGGGUAUUUGGAAAGGUACUUGAAACUUUUAGGGUCAAUUGGAACGUCUUUGAUAUCUCAUCGGGGCAUGUUUGUAUCCUUACCAAAGCUAGAAAGCUUAUCAAUGGGGAAGUGGAUAUCAAAUAUAAAAAUAACACAUACAAGAUUGGUGUGGUUGAAUACGACAGAGAUUGGAAUUCGUUCGAUAACAACGCACUAAAUAAGCAGUUUGAGCAUUAUAAUGAAGUAUAUGGAGGCAACGAUAAUUUGGAUUCAAUGAAUUCCAUGGAUAAAGUGUCGUCGGAUUGUGAUGAAGAUGCAAUCUCAGCAACUUGGGAAGACCUAGGCAAAAAUCAAGAAGAACCUGUGGAUGGUGAAAUAGUAGAAGAAAUGUUGGCCGACAAAUCGAUCCCAUCUCCCGUACCGACAACUGGUGGUGGUGGUGGUGAAGAUACGUUAAUGGCAGAAAAUGAUUCGUCUCCAAAUAUUCAUAUCCCUGGUAACUCCGAGACUGUCGGUGUGGAUAUGACCCGAUACAAUCAACCCAACAAGUCCAAUGAAGUUAGCACAUAUAGACCCAUCCAUACUAUUCCCCUACCUGGUGGUGAAUUUGGCCCACUUCCCCAGAACUGA